Molecule: messenger RNA, 749 nt
Organism: Manihot esculenta (cassava)
Lineage: Eukaryota; Viridiplantae; Streptophyta; Magnoliopsida; Malpighiales; Euphorbiaceae
Product: protein M7
Exons: 2
Coding region: 332-664 (110 amino acids)
Biological process (GO): systemic acquired resistance
Molecular function (GO): fatty acid binding
Source: RefSeq, a predicted model, not a curated record
UUUAAUGAUUUUAAAGUAAAGGAGAGUUUAUGCAAACUGAGCUCUCAGGCUCAGCAAUCAAUCUAAAUGGUAACAUAACUUGGCCAAGAAAAAACAAGGAGUCAUGAAAUUUAAGUCGAUCUAGUAACCACAUCAUCACCACACCAAAAGUACUACAGAACUUGAUAUGGGUAAGCUCAAAAAGCAGAGAUAACACAAAAAUAGCAUGAUUAGUGUAGUCAUUGGUUAGGAAUGGUAUGCACAGAUGCAUGAGCAAUAAGCCCUAGUUUCUGUAUAUAUGCAACUAUAAAUUCAAGCUUUCUGAGUCCAUUCUUUUCAAGAAAAAAUAAAAAUGAAGGUUGCUGGUGCUAAUAAUAAGAGCCUGCAACUAGUGAUGCUUGUGGUGGUAAUGACAGGUUUAGUGGAGCAAGGGAAAGGGCAUGUUUGUGCAAAUACAUUCUUCUCAGCACUUGUUCAAAUGAUACCUUGCAGGGCAGCAGUUGCUCCUUUUAGCCCAAUUCCACCAAGUGAAGCUUGCUGUAAUGCUGUGAAAUCUCUUGGCCAACCUUGCCUUUGUGUGCUUGUAAAUGGCCCUCCAAUUUCUGGUGUUGAUAGGAACAUGGCCUUGCAGCUUCCUGAUAAGUGCACUGCCAACUUUGAACCAUGUGAAAUUACAAAGAAGUAGGUCCAUUGAGUUCAUUUCUUUGAAGAGUAGUAAUGAUGCUAGUAAUAAGAGGAUCAAAGUUAAAAUUAUGUACUGAAAACUACUG